Cadophora gregata is the source of this 1407-nucleotide messenger RNA. RefSeq lists its product as uncharacterized. The transcript is spliced from 2 exons. NCBI's taxonomy places the organism in Eukaryota, Fungi, Ascomycota, Leotiomycetes, Helotiales, Ploettnerulaceae. Bases 505 to 1407 code for a protein of 300 amino acids. The record is from RefSeq and is a predicted model, not a curated record.
CGUAGCAGCCAAGCAUUGGCCCAGGGCUGCAGGCUGCAGCGUGCGUGAGGUGGUGCCCUGCAUGCAUAGAGGAGCAUUAAUGGAAGCUUAAUUUCUCCCAGCACCAAUUUUAAGAAAUGAAAUAUGUCGCGGUCAGCGCGUCUCUUUUUGCGACUUGUUUUGUGGAAAGUUUAUUGUUCUGAAGUGCCUGUGGACGAGAUGCGGAUGCGGAUGCGGAUGUCAAGUUUAACUCUUGUGGCUUGUGUCUGACUGAUUGAUUGAUUGAUUGAUCGGCGCGGGUGACACACGGACGGACAAGGAAGGACAAGAACUACCUAGGAUUUGCACAAGGCAGAGUAGUAAGCUAAAGGUUUAUCAGGGAGGGAGUGUCAGCUUCAUCUCUUUCUUAUCGCUCGCUGGACGUCUUCACUUCUCAUCCUUCAUUUUCAAAUCGAGUUCAAUCAAUUCGCUUCAGCAUUGGGGAGCUGUGCGUACUGUACAGAUAUUUUAGAUCCAGCCGUCACGAUGGAAUUAUCCCCUUUACACCCCCCAACAGAGAAACGUCCUCUAUCUGAAUCGACGCGAGGAUGGAUACACCCCACACAUCCCCUACUGGGCACCCAAGGCCGAGUCCGGAUACGUGCGCAUUUCACGAUUACCGACUGGCUGUUGAUGGGAGGAAUUCUCCAAUCUGUCAUCAUCCUCUUACUGCCUAUUCGUCCCUUCUACGCGUUACUACCGACGUUUGGACUUGCAAUAUUCAAAGUCACGAGACUGGUUCUGAAGAUUUAUGGGCUGGUUGAGAAUCCGUUGAUGGAAGGAGUUAAGCAUGGGAGGUUAAGUGCUGUGUUUCCGCCGGCUGAGACGGGAGAGAAGGGGACGGGGAUGAUGAGGCAGGUGGGGGGGAGUGUUGGGGGAGGGGAGAUGUGUAUUCUCUUGCUUUCGAAUAGGUGUACUCACCCCCUCGGACUCUUCUACUCCAAAUACCGCGAGAUGGGCACCCACGCCAAAGCCAUGUUCACCGAGCUGGAACGCUCUCCCCUCACGCACGGCUUCCUCGGCUACACAGACUACAGCUCCAACAACGUCCCUACACAGCCGCACUCCCUCUCCAUCAUGUACUUCAAGUCCAUCUCUCACGUGCACGCCUGGGCGCACAGCAGCCCUGCCCACCGCGCUGCGUGGGAGUGGUGGGAUAGCGAGCAGAAAGCUGGAAGGAUCGAUCAUCUCACUAUCGCGCAUGAGAUAUAUGGCGUGGAGGAGGGGAAGUGGGAGAAUAUCUAUGUUAAUGCGAGGCCGUUUGGGUUUGCGGAGACGAGUCAUGCGAUUGUUGAGAAGGGCGGGAGGAAACUGUGGGCUUGUCCGGCUAUGGAUGCGAGUAGGAGUUUUAGGACGUCUGGGCAGAGGUUGGGGAAUGUGAGGGGGUAG